Molecule: messenger RNA, 2380 nt
Organism: Vicia villosa (hairy vetch)
Lineage: Eukaryota; Viridiplantae; Streptophyta; Magnoliopsida; Fabales; Fabaceae
Product: protein KINESIN LIGHT CHAIN-RELATED 3-like
Exons: 3
Coding region: 183-2102 (639 amino acids)
Molecular function (GO): protein binding
Source: RefSeq, a predicted model, not a curated record
AGUUGGUUUGGGAAGAAGUUCCGUUCCAACUCUGCAAAACCAAAAAACCUUUCAUUUUUAUAUCACAAAUCUUCUUUAAUCUCUCGUCAUUUCAAUCCUUCCCGUUCCUCUCUCCGCUUCAUAUCUCCAUUUUGGUUUGGUGUUCAUUGUUUUAAGGUUCUUUGAUUCCUAUAGAAUCAAAGAUGCCAGGUAUUGUGAAUAAUGAGACACUUGAGAAUCAUUCUCUCUCUAAGAACAUCUUACAUCAAUCCAAUUAUUCGCCGCAAAGUGUAUGUGAAAUACACUUUUCUCGUCGAUCACCUUGGAAGAAUAGAAGCUUUGGAUCUGAGAGUGAUGGGUCGAUAACUGAUUCGGAAUUUUACCAUAUUGGUGGAGAACAAAUGAGGAAGGAAAUGGAGAAAGGUAUAAAGAUGGAUUCAAGAGCUAAGGGAAAAACUCCUAAUGCAAAACCUCCUAUUGAAAGGAAGAGUGACAUCAACAAUCUUUUGAGAAAGCAAAAUACAACGGUCACUAACCGUGUUAUAAAACCGAAGAGUUCUCCCAUUGGAAGAUCAAGGUCGAAAAGUCAAGAUUUCAAAGAAUCGACGUUAGAUAAUCCUGAGCUUGGACCGUUUUUGCUGAAGCAGGCAAGGGACUUGAUUUUGUCAGGUGGGAAUCCUCAGACAGCGCUCGAAUUAUCAAUUCAAGCAAUGAAAAUGUUUGAGAAAUCUGCGAAUGGGAAACCGAGUUUGGAUUUGGUUAUGUGUUUGCAUGUUAUUGCAGCAAUAUAUUGCAGCCUGGGGCAUUACAAUGAGGCGAUUCCGAUUUUAGAGAGAUCGAUCGAGAUUCCUGUUGUCGGGGAAGGUCAACAACAUGCCAUAGCGAAAUUCGCGAGUCACAUGCAGCUUGGAGACACUUUUGCCAUGCUAGGCCAGCUUGAGAACUCGAUUAUGUGUUACACAAAAGGGUUGGAAGUGCAAAGAAUGGUUUUAGGAGUAACAGAUCCAAGAGUUGGUGAAACUUGUAGGUAUGUAGCAGAAGCGAAUUUUCAAGCAUUGCGAUUUGAUGAGGCGGAGAGGUUGUGUCAAAUGGCUCUUGAUAUUCAUGGAGCAAAUGGUUCACCUUCUUCUCUUGAAGAGGCGGCGGAUAGAAGAUUGAUGGGACUUAUAUGUGAAACUAAUGGAAAUCAUGAGGCUGCAUUGGAGAAUCUUGUUUUAGCAAGCAUUGCAAUGGUAUCAAAUGGCCAAGAAGUGGAAGUGGCUUCCGUUGAUUGUAGCAUUGGAGACACAUUCCUGUCGUUGGCCCGAUACGAUGAGGCCAUCUUGGCGUAUAAAAAGGCCUUAGCGGUUUUCAAGACUCACAAAGGAGGGAAUCAUCCUGCUGUUGGGUCGGUCUUUGUACGUUUGGCUGAGUUGUAUAAUAGGACAUGGAAGACAAAAGAAUCAAAAUCAUAUUGUGAAAAUGCACUUAAAAUCUAUGAAAAUCCCAUGUCUGGUGUCCCUUCUGAGCAAAUUGCUAGUGGUUUUGUGAAUGUUGCAGCUAUUUAUGAGUCAAUGAAUGAGCUUGAACAGGCACUCAAGUUACUGCACAAGGCCUUAGAGAUACACAAUGAUGCUCCUGGUCAACAGAACACAAUAGCAGGAAUUGAAGCUCAAAUGGGAGUCAUAUACUAUGUAUUGGGAAACCAGACUGAAUCCUAUAAUGCUUUCAAGAAUGCUGUCUCGAAGCUUCGUGCCACGGGAGAGAAAAAAUCUGCCUUCUUUGGUAUAGUUCUGAAUCAAAUGGGUCUUUGUUGUGUGCAACUUUGUGAGUUAAAUGAGGCUGCAAAAUUAUUUGAAGAAGCAAAGGUUGUUCUGGAAAAAGAGUAUGGCCCUUAUCACCCUGAAACACUUGGAGUAUAUAGCAAUCUUGCUGGCACAUAUGAUGCAAUGGGAAGGGCGAACGACGCAAUUGAUCUAAUGGAGUACAUUGUGGUUGUGAGGGAGGAAAAGCUUGGGACAGCACACUUUGAUGUUGUUGAUGAGAAGAGAAGAUUGGCUGAGUUGUUGAAGGAAGCUGGUAGAGUUCGGAACAGAAAAACCAUGUCACUUGAGAAUCUUCUUGAUGUUAAUACUUAUCUAUAAACAACUUUGAGAUCAAGGAGUAAAAUGAAGGAACACUAUGUAGCUCUAGAAAAGCUAGGUAAAAAGCAUAAUUCAUAUUAUGGGGCUGAAUUUGAAUGGUUUAUUCUUUCUAAACUAUGCUAUAUUUUAUUUGACAGAAAAUUAUGCUAUAUUAUUUGUAGAUACAAUGUACUGUAGUUACUAACAAUCUUUCUUAUAAGAUUAUAGCAUUAAUAUGGGAACACACCAAACUACACUAUAAAAUACAUUUAUUUUAAAUGUAUUUAGAAUUGUAAGGA